GUUUGCUUUUUGACUCAAAGUGGUCAGAAAUUCUUUGUCUUUAUUGAAUAAUUUGCUAUUUGAAUCCUCACGCUGGCUAUCAAGAGGAGGUUUAUAUAGUCUAUUAUGACUCUUAAAAGCCUAUUAAGGAAAAAUAGAUAAACAGAAACGAGAAAGGAUUCUAUGGCCAAACCGUGGUUAGUCAAUAAGCACUCGGGCUUUAUGGAAUCCGCGGGGGUGGGGAGCGUUUAGUUUGUUCUUUUGGUUCUAAAAGCGUCGCAUUACAUCAGCAUAUUCGGUAAUGGCGGAUGACUUGUAGACAUGGGUUUUGCAAAGCAGAAAUUGAAGACAAACCUACGAUUAGCCAUCAAUCGGCUAAAGCUUUUGGAGAAGAAAAAGACUGAGCUUGCACAGAAGGCAAGGCGAGAAAUUGCCGACUACCUUGGAAAUGGCAAGGAUGAGAGGGCGAGAAUAAGGGUGGAGCAUAUCAUACGAGAAGACUACUUGGUGGAGGCUCUAGAGUUGCUGGAGUUGUACUGUGACUUGCUCUUGGCGAGAUUUGGUCUCAUCGAAACAAUGACGUAUUGCGACGAGGGAAUGAUUGAGUCCGUGACAAGCCUUAUCUGGGUUGCGCCACGUCUUCAGACAGAUGUACAAGAAUUUAAAGUUAUUGCAGAGCAGCUUGGUUAUAAGUUUGGCAAGACGUUUGCUCAUGAGGCUGCCACCAAUUCUAAUGAUACCGUCAACCCACGGCUUAUUUUAAAACUCAGUCCCAAACCGCCUCCAAAGAUUUUGGUAGAGAGAUAUCUGAUAGAAAUUGCAAGGAGUCACAAUGUUCAAUUCGAACCUGAUCCACUUGUUAUGCUGGGAGAUGAUAUUCCUGACCCCAGUGACUUCAAGGGCGGAGGUGGUUCUGGUGGUGGCGGAGGGAUUGGAUUUGAAGGAUAUGGAAGUAAUCUAGCAGGCAGUGCCACCAUGAAUAACUUCCCCAGUGUCCCAGGAAUGGCGGGGGGCAACCCUGCUAUGGCGUACCCCCCUCCUCCACAUGCUGGUGGAAGCUUACCCUACCCCCCUGGGGGCCCGCCAUCAGGAGGACCAGGAGAUCAGUACCCUAUGGACAAAAAUACACAACCUGCAUCUAUGCCGCCAGCGUACCCAGGAGACGAUCUCCCAAGAAAAGAACAGCCUGGGCCUCCAACUUCAGGCCAACAGUCCGCCCCGCCGCCAUCAGCUCCGCCGCCCACCUUCCCAGACCUCCCCCCAGUGCCAACUAACAGCCUACCAUCCGGAGGCCUGGGUAACAGCGCGGGCGGAGAGGACGUUGACUUUGACGACCUGACACGUCGGUUUGAAGAGCUUAAAAAGAGAAAAUAAGAGAUUUUGGGUCUUGACGUUUUUGUAUUUGUGAAAUGUGUUUUUACGUAUAAUUACUACAAAUUUACUGUUAGUAAAAAUGUAAUUACUGAACUUCGAUGAAUGGAAGAAAGUUUAAAAGAAAUCAGGCGAAAUCUUUUAGCUCGAAUGGUAUAUACAACGAUUUCAGAUAAAAUACUCAAAGGAAUUAGAAGGAAUAAUUGCCAUUUUUUUCAUAUUUUUUUUGAAGAUUCAUUUAAUCUACGAUUAUUGUAAAAGUAACUCGGAAGCCCUUUAAUUUUUUGGUUUAAUUUGCGUUGUGAAAUGGCCCUAAAAGUACAAUCGAUCCCAUUGAUGUUGUCCAUGAAAAAAAAAGAAACUCACAAACUAAUUAAAUUUUCAAUGACCCUCGCGUGAAACAUUUGUCUUGUUAAGAGAGAAAAGCGUGUAUCAAAAAAGGCGAAAAAAAACCGAAUGUUUUAUUUCUUAUGCAAGCAAGUUUAAUACUUUAAUGUUUUCAAAUGAGACACUAGAUUUUUGAGAACUUUUCAAUGUAUAUUCGCUUCAACCACGCGGCUUUAGAGAACCACUGCUAGUGGAAAUGUUGGCGCCAUGAGGUCGUCCAGGGUAGCAUUUGAACUCCUGUUAUAUACUGUACCAACCUUUUAAUAAAAAAAAAAAUAAAAAAAUCAGCAUGAUAA
Messenger RNA from Nematostella vectensis (starlet sea anemone), 2033 nucleotides. Its product is annotated as IST1 homolog. The transcript has 11 exons. Gene Ontology annotation, biological process: protein transport. The record is from RefSeq and is a predicted model, not a curated record. Bases 301 to 1353 code for a protein of 350 amino acids. NCBI's taxonomy places the organism in Eukaryota, Metazoa, Cnidaria, Anthozoa, Actiniaria, Edwardsiidae.